This is a messenger RNA of Macaca mulatta (Rhesus monkey), 7883 nucleotides long. It is a transcript of the gene CCDC141, whose product is annotated as coiled-coil domain containing 141. The record is from RefSeq and is a predicted model, not a curated record. NCBI's taxonomy places the organism in Eukaryota, Metazoa, Chordata, Mammalia, Primates, Cercopithecidae.
UUUUCCAUUUGUUAUCGAGCAUCAGCUGAUAAGGAAAGAGCUUGAAGCUGUCCUCCACAUUUAAGAUAACAGCAAAAAUAACAGGCACUUAGCGUUACCAUACUAGGGGCGUGGCAGUUCUCUCUCGUUCGCUUCGCUCCUUUCUCUCUCACGAUAAACUCAAUGGGGUUGUCUAUUUUUAACCUCCUGUUCUUUCCUUUUGGCAGAGUAAUCAGUGUGAGCUGAGCUCUUUCCCUGAAUGAAUCCAAGUAAGCCUGGUGGUUGCGUUCUGAAAUGACCAGCAGACAAGCAACUGUCCAGAGGCUGCCCAAAGUAUAAACUGUGGUUCUAAAGUACCAUGUCCAGCCAAGAAAGUCCUAGUGUGGAGCUUUCUACGACGACAGUCAGUUCAGUUGCUGUGCAGGCUGGGGACUCCAAAAUCGUUAUAGCUGUCAUAAAGUGUGGCAAAUGGGUACAACUUCAACUGGCUGAAUCACAGCCCAAUCUUCUAGAAAUUGGCAGCAGUCAAGAUGAAACCAAAAAACUUCUUCAUGAUCAUGAACUUCUUUUGGCCAAGCUCAAGGCUUUGGAAGAUCGGGUAUGGGAACUCUUGCAGGAAGCAGACAAGACAGCUGAAGAGAACAAGGAUCAGAGUCAGGUCUACGACGCCAUGGCCGAGACUCUGGGUGAAGCAUGGGCAGCCCUGGUGUCCAUGCUUGAAAGAAGAAUGGAGCUCCUUAGGUUGACUUCUGAAUUUUUUGAAAAUGCCUUGGAGUUUGCUAUUAAAAUAGACCAAGCUGAAGAUUUCCUCCAGAAUACUCAUGAGUUUGAGAAUGCUGAGUCCUUAAAAUCACUUCUUCAGCUUCAUGAACAUCAUACUAAAGAACUCUUGGAACGGUCUUUAGCCCUUUUAAACAAAAGUCAACAACUCACUGACUUCAUAGAAAAAUUCAAGUGUGAAGGACCUAAUGUGAAUCCUGAGUUGAUUCAGGGAGCUCAUAGCAGCUGUCUGAAGAUUGACAGCCUUCUUGAACUUCUACAAGACAGGAGAAGACAGUUAGACAAGUACUUGAAGCAACAGUGGCAAGAAUUGAGUCAGGUUCUGCAGAUAUGUCAGUGGGACCAACGAGAAAACCAGGUUACUUGUUGGUUUCAGAAAACGAUAAGAGAUUUACAGGAACAAAGUCUAGGUUCAUCACUUUCAGACAAUGAGGAUCUAAUUCGUAAGCACGAGGAACUGAUAAUAAAAGCAAAGGAAUGGAAUUCUGCUGUUGAGAAGCUGAAGAGUGGGGCACUGAGAAUUCUGCUGUCAAAGGACUACGCGGAGAAAGAACACCUCCAGCUCUCUCACCAGAAACUGAGUCAGCUUCAAGAAGAAUUUGGUCAACUCAUGGUGGAAAGGAAUACCUGGUUAAAGAAGGCAAAUGAAUUUUUUAACAGUGCUAACAAGGCAUUUGAUGUACUUGGAAGAGUUGAAGCUUACCUUAAGCUCCUUAAAUCAGAGGAUUUAAGUCUGGCUGUUUUGGCAGCGAGGCAUGAGGAAUUACACAGAAAAAUUAAAGACUGCACAGCUGAUGCUUUGCAAAAGGGACAAACCUUAAUCAGCCAAGUAGACUCCUGCAGCUCUCAGGUGUCUGGCAUCCACGAGAUGUUGGGGUGCAUUAAGAGACGAGUGGAUCAUCUGACCGAACAGUGUUCAGCACACAAGGAAUAUGCUCUCAAGAAACAACAACUAACAGCCUCAGUGGAGGGUUACCUACGGAAGGUGGAAAUGUCAAUUCAGAAAAUCAGUCCAGUGCUUUCUAAUGCAAUGGAUGUUGGCUCCACCUGUUCUGAAUCAGAGAAGAUUUUGAAUAAAUAUCUGGAACUAGAUAUCCAAGCUAAGGAGACAUCACAUGAAUUAGAAGCAGCUGCAAAAACCAUGAUGGAGAAAAACGAAUUUGAAUCUGAUGAAAUGGUAUCACUUUCCUCUAAAGCUAGAUGGCUAGCAGAAGAAUUAAACCUAUUUGCCCAAAGCAUUGACUACAGAUCACAAGUCCUGCAAACUUACGUGGCAUUUCUGAGGUCAUCAGAGGAGGUAGAGAUGCAGUUUCAGAGCUUAAAAGAAUUUUAUGAAACCAAAAUCCCUCAGAAGGAGCAGGAUGAUGCUAAAGCCAAGCCUUGUUCUGACUCGACUGAGAAGCAGUGGCCGCUAUUUUUAAAGAAGAGUUUUGUAACACAAGAUCUAGGGCUUGAGUUCCUUAAUUUAAUAAACAUGGCAAAAGAGAAUGAGAUACUAAAUGUGGAAAAUGAAGUGUACAUCAUGAAGAACACUAUGGAAAACCAGAAAGCAGAACGGGAAGAACUUAGCCUCCUUCGGCUGGCAUGGCAGCUUAAAGCCACGGAAAGCAAGCCUGUCAAACAGCAGUGGGCGGCAUUCAAAGAGCAGCUUAAAAAGACUACUCACAACUUAAAACUUCUUCAGGAAGCACUUAUGCCUGUGUCUGCACUUGACCUUGGAGGGAGCCUCCAGUUCAUUUUAGGGCUACGACAAAAAUGGAAUGACAUGAAGCCUCAGUUCCAGCAAUUAAAUGAUGAGGUUCAAUACAUUAUGAAAGAAUCAGAGGAGUUAACUGGCAAAGGAGCCCCUGUAAAAGAAAAGUCUCAACAACUGAAGGACCUCAUUCACCUCCAACAAAAACAGAAAGAGAGAAUCCAGGAUUACGAGGAUAUCCUGUACAAGGUGGUCCAGUUCCAUCAAGUCAAGGAAGCGCUGGGACAUCUCAUCAGAUCAAGAGAGCUGGAGUUUGUAGAGCAGCCGAAGGAACUGGGUGAUGCUCACGAUGUGCAGAUUCACCUCUGGUGCUCUCAGGAAAAGCAAGCACGUGUAGACCAUCUCCACAGACUGGCCCUUUCCUUAGGAGUGGACAUCAUCUCAUCAGUGCAGCGGCCUCACCGCUCUAAUGUUUCUGCAAAGAACUUACAGCAGCAGCUGGAGCUCCUUGAGGAGGAAAGCAUGAAGUGGCGUGCCAAAGCUGAGGAGUAUGAACGGAGCCUGUCCCGUAGUUUGGAGUACUGCGCCAUGAGAGACGAGAUAAACGAGCUCAAAGAGUCAUUCAAAGAUGUCAAAAAGAAAUUCAAUAAUUUGAAGUUUAAUUACACUAAGAAAAAUGAAAAAUAUCGGAAUCUGAAGGUGCUUAAAUAUCAAAUUCAACAAGUUGAUAUGUACGCUGAAAAAAUGCAGGCUUUGAAAAGGAAAAUGGAAAAAGUUAGUAAUAAAACUUCUGAUUCUUUCUUAAAUUAUCCAAGUGAUAAAGUUAAUGUCCUUUUGGAAGUCGUGAAGGAUUUGCAAAAACAUGUGGAUGACUUUGACAAAGUUGUGACAGAUUACAAGAAGAAUUUGGACCUGACUGAGCAUCUCCAGGAGGUGAUAGAAGAGUGUCACUUUUGGUACGAAGAUGCAAGUGCCACAGUUGUAAGAGUGGGAAAAUAUUCCACAGAGUGCAAGACAAAGGAAGCUGUGAAAAUUCUCCACCAGCAGUUCAAUAAGUUUAUUGCACCCUCGGUGCCGCAGCAAGAAGAAAGAAUUCAGGAGGCCACUGACCUUGCUCAGCGCUUAUAUGGUUUGGAAGAAGGACAGAAAUAUAUUGAGAAAAUAGUGACAAAACACAAAGAGGUUCUUGAAUCUGUGACUGAAUUAUGUGAGUCCCUCACAGAGCUUGAAGAAAAACUGAAGCAGGGAGACGUUUUAAAGAUGAAUCCAAAUUUGGAAGACUUCCAUGAUGAUUACAUUGACUUGCUAAAGGAACCAGCAAAAAAUAAGCAGACAAUAUGCAAUGAAGAAAGGAAUAAGGGGCAGGUACAGGUGGCAGAUCUUUUGGCCAUCAAUGGAACAGGGGAAGAUCGGCUCCCACAAGACCUGAAGGUGUCCGCUGACAAGGAGGGUGGCGUCCAGGGCCUGCUCCUGCCUGAAGACAUGCUCUCAGGGGAAGAAUAUGAGUGUGUCUCACCUGAUGACAUCUCCUUGCCUCCUCUCCCAGGAAGCCCUGAGUCCCCCCUUGCACCAUCUGACAUGGAGGUGGAAGAGCCUGUCAGCUCCUCCCUCAGCCUUCACAUAGGCAGCUAUGCGGUGCAGGCUGGGACCAGCAGCCCAGGGAAUGCCCGGGAAUCUGUUCUUCCACCACCUGUUGCAUUUGCGGAUGCAUGCAAUGAUAAGAGAGAAACAUUUUCAAGUCAUUUUGAGAGGCCCUACCUCCAGUUCAAAGCCGAGCCCCCACUAACCUCCAGAGGAUUCCUGGAAAAGAGUACUGCCUUACACAGAAUCAGUGCUGAACAUCCAGAGAGCAUGAUGAGUGAAGUGCAUGAGAGAGCUUUACAGCAGCACCCUCAGGCUCAGGGCGGUUUGCUAGAAACACGGGAGAAAAUGCAUGCUGAUAAUAACUUCACUAAAAUCCAAGAUAGGCUGCAUGCUUCCCCUGAUGCAUUCUCAGGCCUCAGGUUUCAAUCAGGCACCAGCAGGGGCUAUCAGAGGCAAAUGGUUCCUCGAGAAGAGAUUAAAAGCACGUCAGCAAAGAGCAGCGUGGUCAGCCUAGCUGACCAGGCACCUAAUUUCUCCAGGCUCCUGUCUAAUGUAACUGUCAUGGAAGGUUCUCCAGUGACUUUGGAAGUUGAAGUAACAGGAUUUCCAGAGCCUACACUGACAUGGUACAAGAAGGGCCAGAAACUGUCUACAGAUGGGCACUUACAGGUUUUACACAAGGAGACAAGGCAUUCCGUGUUCAUUCCGAAGGUAUGCAAGGGAGACGAAGGCCUCUAUGUGGCUCAGGCCCAAAACCCUAGCGGCACUCUCUCUUCCAAUGUCAUCCUCCAUGUGACGGGUAACUGCAGGCCGCCAAUCACAAGAAUAAACUGGAUAACGCUGUGUGUCGUCUAUGUUAGUGUGUCCCUAAUGUACUGGCUACUCACACAAUAACUGUGGUAUUGGCACCAAUGGACAUCAUUCUCAUGUACCUAAAGAACAAUGCCACUGUUUAUCUUCCUGCACCUCCUGCAAAGCAUCUCCCACCAAGUGUAUCUCCAGUCUCAUCACCAUACCUGUUUGGCCAAUACCACUGCUAGGUGAAAUAAUCGAAUUUUCUUGAGUGUUUAAUAUAGUUGAAAAGCUUGAUAAAUUAUCUGUAGUGGAUAAGAACAUAUUUUUGUACUCUAGAAAGAGAUGUUUUCAACAUAAUAUGCAGCAAAACUAUUCUAUGCCUACUCCCUCCUAAUUUAAGGGUGUGCAGAUGAAGGCUGACAUUGGCAUAGAGAUGUGCUAAAUUUCAAAUACAGUUGUUUAUUUAUUUUUAAUUGUAUUUAAAAACAUCUCUUUGUAGGGAAUAUCGGUAGAACUAUUGAAUUGAUGUUGUAUUUUUGCAUUAGCUGUCCUUUAAUUUUGCUUUCCAUGUCUUGAUCUUUUUACUGAAAUGCAUUCUGUGUAAUUUCAACACAGACGACAUUCCUGAGUCUGAUGAUGACACUGUAAAUAAUCAUUCCUCAUGUUGCUCUCACGGAUUUGACAUUGGAGAAUAGACGUGCCAUCAACUUUAAAUAGAGCUUCCAUCUUUUGUCAGCUCUGCAUGUCAUAUAGCAAGAAGGAAUACGGGUUGCAAGAAAGAACCAGCAUUAUUCCUGACAUUCUAUUGAUGUGUUUUGAGCAGCAAUGUGUACAUUGUAACCAGGUGUUUCUGCUUCUAAUCUUGAUUCUGCUGAUGACCAUUUUUAUACUCUAUGGCAAAGUAUCUCAUUGCCCCAGUUUCCUGUCUGGAAAAUGAGUUCAUCAUCUACCUCUUGGGCAAUUGAGAGUUUUCAUUUUGUGUCUUUUAAACAUCUGGAAAAUGGAAAGCACUCUAUGAGGGCUAAGGAUAAUGAUAUUGUUUAAUGUAAUUUGUCAUCAGACUGGCCUCCUGCUCACUAUUUCUUUAUUUUUUUUUUAGAUGCUGUUUUUUUAGAAUAUUAAAUUAAAGGGGUGCUGUUAAUAUGUAAUUUUCAACGAGUUCCAUGGGGGAAAGUGAUGUUUUAUGAAUUAGAACUUAAAUUCCUAUCUAAUUUCUUAAGACUGCAUUCUUUUCAAAGACUUGAAAUUAAACUCAGGAGGAUACAUUUUGUUUGUUCCAAGGGGAAACAUGUAAUAGAAUGGUAUGAGAUGAAUUCUAUCCUUUUAUUAUAAUAAUUGUUACUAUAAUAUUGAAGUAUUCUAUGCCUUUCUGCAACACUUUAUUCAGAAAAGAUCAUUUUUUGGCCUCCUUUUAAAAAUAAGCAUGAAGUAGGGAGGCAUUUGUUUUUUAGAUUUUAAAUGUAGUCUUACUAUGCUGAGGAAAAUCUUCAGUUGAAAGAAUAAUUCGUUACAGAUUUUUGAUGAAGGGAAGAAAUUAAUUAUGUUGCUGGAAGACUGUCUACAAAUAACCAAAAUAUUUAAAUAUAAUAUAUUCAAGUUGUUAUUAAAAAGUUGCUGAAUGUUAUCUGAAGAUGUGAAAUGUGUAGUCAAGUAAAAAGUUGGCAUAUACUUUCUUGUGCUGCAUAUCCAAUUCAAUUAAAAAAUUAAAUCUCCGUUUCCUUCUAAAUUUUGAUAGAACCAUAUUAAAAGCUUGUAUAUACAACAUCCUAAGGAAUUUCUCUUAACUACUUUUUUUUUCUUUUUCUUUUUUUUUUUUUUUUUUGAGAAAGACUCUUUCUCCGUUGCCCAGUGCAGUGGUGCCAUCUUGGCUUACUGCAACCUCCACCUCCGGGUUCAAGCGAUUCUUCUGCUUCAGCCUCCCGAGUAGCUAGGAUUAUAGGCAUGCCUACCUAAUGUUUGUGUUUGUAGUAGAAACCAGGUUUCAUCAUGUUGGCCAGGCUGGGCCUCAGCCUCCCAAAGUGCCAGGAUUACAGGUAUGAGCCACCAUACCCGGCCUCUUGUAUCCUUUUUGUCCAAUUUCAAAUAAUGUUCGAAUCUUGCCUAACUGCUAUUGCCUAUGUUGAAGCUAAAGAGUAAAAACCUGUUCAUGUCCAAAGAAGGCAGGUGAGACCUGGUAACAAACUGUCUCUCUUCCCACUUUCUCUUUCUUAUGAAUUUGGCAGGAUCUCCCUUCCCAUUUUGUCAACAUGGUUGAAUUUGUGUGUUGAGGUUGUUAGGGCAUGGGAAUUCCUGGUUUGCUUUUUCUAUUGCAUGCUUGUUCAUGUUAACUCUUUGGGGAGCAGAGUGAGAUGCAUAUAUAUCCAUGGUGUAUGAUGGAAAAAAGCAUGCAAAAUCCAUUUUGAGAGAGAGAGAGAAAGGUGGGUGUGGGGAGCACAAAGAUCAGAAAAGAGUACUAUGCUGAUAUUCAAGAUAUAGUACAGAUAGCUUUCUGUGUACCUAUCCAUCUACCUGUUCCUCUGGGCUAUUGAUUGACUCCCACAGCAGUAAAGAAUAAUUAUUCAGUUAUUCUUCUGGUUAUGUUUUAAUUUCAAAAACUUAAGUGUGAUUUUCCUUUUUGCUGGGAUUUCUGUCUUGAGCAAACAAUUCUUCUUAUGAAAGUAUCAAUUGCAGUUACUGGUUAAAAACAUAAGACCCAGGAAAUUUAAGUGUUGUUUCUAUUUUAAGGUAUAUACCUAAUUUAUAACCAUUUACUUCUAGAGAAAAUCCUGAAUGGUUAGUAAUAUCAAAAGAUUUUCAACAAGAAAACUAAAAUGAAAAGAAAGAUUAAAAAUUAUAUGUGUUACAGCUCUUCUAGAAUUUGUCUAGCAGGUUUUCUGGUGAAAAUUAAACUCAAGAUUUUCACCAGAAAACUUUUUAAAACUUCCAAACUCUUAAACAAAUUGUAAAUACUUGAUACUUCAAAGAACUGCAAAAUAAAAUGUUUUUAAGUUUUCAUAAGGCAAAAUCAUUGAGUUUUCCAGCUUUGAUUUUCCAAUAAAAGGACGUAUAAAUA